UCUGGAUUGCUGCUGCCAAACCAAAUCCAUCUAAGACUGUUGUUGCGCCAUUGUUGCUGCUGUUACUGCCCUAUGGCUGCGCCACGGCCACGCCACGGUCGCUGCUGUUACUGCACCAUUACUCUGCCACUACUGUGCCACAGUGCCACUACUCCGCCAUUGCUCUGCCACGGCUGCUGCGCCACUGUUGCUAUUGUUGCUCAAAGUCGAAGUGGAAGUGUAUAUUUAGAUAUUUUGGUGGGAAAUGGGGACGGGGCCAAAAUCUGCCCCUCGUCAAAAAUCCCCGCAGGGAUCCCCGUCCCCGUCAUUCGUGGGGAAAGGGACGGGGACGAGGACAGAGACAGAGACGGAGAUGGGGAGGGACUCCCCGACCCCGCAAGGCCCCGUUGACAUCCCUACUUAUCCUUAGCUUGUCUUAAGCAAUCUGAAAUUUGGACCUGUUUUACUAAAAACGCCCAUAUGAAGCACAAUCACCCUUCUUCUCCAUUUCUCCCAUGGCCUUCACCUACGACAUUUAUUGGCAAAAGGUAUCCGUUUGCCCUUUAACUUUUCUAAUUUGAGGUGUUUUACCCUCCAUAUUACAAUACAUGGAUUUUUACCAU
Rubroshorea leprosula is the source of this 602-nucleotide messenger RNA. The record is from the annotation of a GenBank genome assembly. NCBI's taxonomy places the organism in Eukaryota, Viridiplantae, Streptophyta, Magnoliopsida, Malvales, Dipterocarpaceae.